AAGGAAGUGACAAUCGUAAACGCGUUGAGUAAUCAAUAGGUCUUCUUGUACACGAAGCUAGUUAUCGUAUCAAAUCGGGGAAUUUAGUGAAAAUCGAACACUUCAGGGAUAAUUCAUGGCAACUGCAACUAUGGCUACUGCAGCUGCCCUUUUGUAUUAUACAUUGAAUCGUAAACUGCAGACGGAUAGUUCUGGUGAUGAUGGCAAUGACAAUGACAAUAACAAUGAAAAUGGAAAUGAUUCCAAUAAUUCUCCAUUGGGACUUGAUCGUGUUUCACAUAGGUUAAUUCAAGCUCCUGCAACAUGGGUAGAGACGAUUUCUACAUUGUCUGAAACUCUUAGGUUUACAUACUCAGAGACUCUCGGGAAGUGGCCCAUAGGGGAUUUGGCAUUUGGGAUCAACUUCUUUUUGAAGAGGCAGGGGCAUUUACAUGUUGCGAGUGUAUUUGGUGGUAAAGAUAGCACUGAGCUCAAAGGGCCGGAUAUAACUGCUGAACUUAAAUUUUUGUUAAACUUGUUGACUUUGUGUUGGCAUUUUUCAAAGAAGCCAUUUUCUUUAUUUUUGGAGGAGACUGGUUAUGUGGAGGAUGAUGUUCUUCUCCAAGAACCCAAAGCAGGAAUUUUGAAGCCUGCAUUUACAAUACUAGUAGACCACAAAACAAAAUGUUUUCUUCUACUAAUUCGCGGAACACACAGUAUCAAGGAUACCCUGACAGCUGCAACUGGAGCUGUAGUUCCAUUCCAUCACUCUGUUGUGCAAAAGGGUGGAGUGAGUGGUUUAGUUUUAGGUUAUGCACAUUGUGGAAUGGUAGCAGCUGCUCGGUGGAUAGCUAAGCUUGCCACUCCUUGUCUCAUUAAAGCGCUUGGUCAAUAUCCAACUUAUAAGGUUAAGAUUGUAGGGCAUUCAUUGGGAGGAGGCACUGGUGCACUUUUAACUUACGUGUUGCGGGAGCGAAAGGAGUUAUCAACAACAACCUGUGUCACAUUUGCUCCAGCUGCUUGUAUGACAUGGGAGUUAGCGGACUCUGGGACUGAUUUUAUUACUUCUAUUAUAAAUGGAGCAGACUUGGUGCCUACAUUCUCAGCUGCUUCUGUGGACGAUUUGCGUGCUGAGGUGAUGGCAUCUGCUUGGCUGAAUGAUCUGAGGAAUCAAAUUGAGCAUACAAGAAUUCUAAGUACUGUUUAUCGAUCUGCUUCAGCGUUGGGUUCUCGCCUUCCAUCUAUAGCCAGUGCUAAAGCAAAAGUUGCUGGGGCUGGGGCAAUUUUACGCCCAGUUUCUAAUGGUACACAGGUCGUUAUGAGGAGAGCACAGAGCAUGGCUCAUGCAGCAUGGAAGCGUCCCACCAUAGAUUUGUCUUCCUGGUCAUGCAUUGGACCCCGUUAUCGUGGCUCAGCUGCUCGAUCAAACUCGAAUGAAGAAGGAAGUCCCAUAGAAUCUAGUCCCAAGAAAGCAGAAACCUUUGAGCCCCUCCCAACACCUUCCCAAAUAAAUUCAUCUUCAAGUACAAAAGAAGCCUUAGAACUUCCUGUGUCUUCAUCAGUUGAAUGGACUACAGAAAUCGAGUAUCCAUGUUCCAAUGAUGAACGACAUCACAAUAGAGAUGUUGAUCUCAAAGAUGGCGAGGAGCUAAUAAGCCACAACUCACAUGAUGACCGCAUGAAUGAAGUUGAGUUGUGGCAACAACUAGAGCAUGAGCUUUACGAUAAGACUGAAAGUGAUGAGGCGGAUGUUGUUAACCAAAUAAGGGAAGAAGAAGCUGCAGCCAUCGCAGAGGUGAGAAGCGAGGGGCAGUCAGAUACUUCAGUUCCGGAAACAAAGGAAGCGCACAGGUUUUUCCCUGCUGGAAAGAUAAUGCAUAUAAUUACACUUCAGUCUGAUGAGGUGGAGUCUGAAGGUGAUAGUUUGAGCUCCAGCGACUCCGAUAACGGGCAAAGGACAAUGGAGCCUAAGAUUGGGAUCUUCCUUACACCAAGAUCCUUGUAUAGUAAAUUGCGGCUUUCCCAGAGGAUGAUAGGUGAUCAUUUCAUGCCUGUUUAUAGAAGACAAAUAGAACAGCUAAUAAAGGAGCUUGAAGAGGAGCAAGCUCAGAAUGUUGGGAACCGGAACCAGGAUCAUGGUGGAUAUUCUGGUGAGGUAGUGUUAUAGGAAAUACUUCCCUCUUUUUUUCUUUUUCCUUAUUUUUUCUGGAUACAAGCAAUUUAUUUUGGGAAUCUAUUUCUUUAAUAUAUAUGUUAAACUUGCAUUUGCUAUAGGGGAAAAAAUCAUAUUAGAUUG
Messenger RNA from Hibiscus syriacus, 2275 nucleotides. RefSeq lists its product as uncharacterized. NCBI's taxonomy places the organism in Eukaryota, Viridiplantae, Streptophyta, Magnoliopsida, Malvales, Malvaceae. The coding region runs from base 116 to 2146 and encodes 676 amino acids. Gene Ontology annotation, biological process: lipid catabolic process. The transcript has 8 exons. The record is from RefSeq and is a predicted model, not a curated record.